AUGAAUGAAUCAACUUCAAAUCAGUUGAAUGAAAAUGAUUUGGAUUAUUCUUCUAAAAUGAAUCAAGCUGAUGAGACCAGGUGUGUUAUGAAUGAACAAUUUGUGCCAAAAGUCGGGAUGAUUUUAAAGACAUUAGAAGAAGCCGGAAAGUUCUACAAAAAUUAUUCCAAACUUGCCAGUUUUUCUACGAAAAUAAGGGACAUGAAUCGGGGCGGAGAUAAGAUUAAGAAUCGACUAAUUGUAUGCAGCAGAGAGGAGAGGUGGAAAUCCAAGAUAUCUCCUACUCUGAAGACAAAUCCCUCAGCCGGCAUAAACUGUCCAGUCAGGAUAUAUGUACCCAUAUUGAAGGAUGUGGGUCUUUGGACAAUUUCCAAAGUUGUUUUGAAUCAGUCACACCCUUAUUGUCCAGACCGGAUAGAGAUGCUCAAACAACACAGGGAGCUAAGCAUGUUCGUGCGUCGCACCAUUGAAACCAACGAGGAAGCCAUAAUUAGACCUAGCAAAACUUACCAAUCAUUCAUAGCAGCAGCUGGCAGUCACCGUGAACUAAGUUUUAUAGAAAAAGAUGUGAGGAAUUACAUCACACGGGAAGUACGGAAUGUGUCUGAACAAGACGACGCCGAAGAAUUCGGGAUGUACCUAUUAAGAAUGAAAGAGAAGAACCAAAAUUUCUUUUUCGAGCUCAACCUCAAAGGUGAUCACUCCAUCAAACAUCCAUUCUGGGCUGACGCAAGAAGCAGGGUGGCAUGCGAGUAUUUUGGAGAUGUCGUUUCAUUUGACACCACGUACAACACAAACAGGUACAAUCUAGUUUUUGGUUCUUUUGUGGGCGUGAAUCGCCACGGUGAUUUUUGGGUGAUUCUGGCAAGUUUUGGAAAACCUUAUUCAGAGACAGAGAAAGGGCUGCAGAUGUUGUCAGAUUCUGACCUCCGUGCAUUCAAACGAGCAUUUCUGGAGCUAUAG
Molecule: messenger RNA, 963 nt
Organism: Arachis duranensis
Lineage: Eukaryota; Viridiplantae; Streptophyta; Magnoliopsida; Fabales; Fabaceae
Product: protein FAR1-RELATED SEQUENCE 5-like
Exons: 4
Coding region: 1-963 (320 amino acids)
Source: RefSeq, a predicted model, not a curated record